CUUAAACCUGUUGUUAAUGAAAUAUUUGAAUUUACCUACUCUAUUAUUUUUUUUAGCAACUGUCAACUUUGUGAUAGCGCAAUAUGCAGGUAGCAGACAUGACGCAGCAUGCGAGUAUUUGGCCUACAGAAUAUAUUGUUUUGGUGGUUCGUCAACUGUUGCGAAAUCUAUCACAACCACAAGUACCAGUAUGGCUAUGCUUGAUAUAUUAAAACAUAGUGGGGAACCGAUAGAUGUGUUGAAUACAAAAUGGGAAUACAUCGUUACAAAUAAUGGAGAGCUUGUUCAGCCGAGAGGUGGCCCACAACACAUGCGACUAGAAGACAAAAAUACCAUGGUAAUAAGUGGUGGGUUUUCUUCUACUACUACAAAGUUGACACAUCAAACAAUUUCUUUCAACGCCAACGGUUCUACUUGGAGUACACUUCCAAAUUAUGAAGACUCGGGCGCCAAUAGGCAAAUAUAUGUAGCAUCUACAGUUUAUAUUCAUGGCCUUGGAAUUGGAUUUUAUGGCGGUAAAGAAGAUAUCUAUGACAAAGGCUGGACAUAUCCAGGAAUCAAUAUGAGUGCUUAUACCGACGAGAAAAACGAUAGAAGAACUAUUGGUUAUGCGAAGUUGACAUUCUUGAAUCCAAUAACAACCUCAAACAAUAUGUGGUCCCAAUAUUCGUCUGAAAAAAACAGUAUGAGAUUUUUCACUUCGUACCAAACUUCUGUUUACGAUAAAAUCAAUAAUCGUAUCCUCUUCCUGGGAGGGGAGUAUCAAAAUCCAGCUAGAACAUAUCACUAUCAGACUUUUUCUUCCGCUCCAUCAUUCAAUUUAAACGAUGGUUCAUGGUCUAUGCAGAAUUUAACUGGCAGUAAUAUACCAACGUAUAGAGUAUUACAUACUGCAACAAUAUUUGGCUCCGAUAAAAGAAGUGUUUUGUUAUACGGUGGCCAAAACUCAGCGGAUGAUAAUCUUUGGGCUGUUUCUGACUAUUGCUAUACCUUGGAUUUAGUUUUAAAUAGGUGGACAUUACAAAACAUUAUUCCCAGUUCUACUGAGGUUUUGAUAAGAACUAGACAUUCAGCUCUUCUUGUGGACGAUGACACUGUAUUUAUCAUAUAUGGAAUAACCGAAAAAGGCUUAUCAGCAAAUUCUACAUUGAUAUUAAACGUGAAAGACCCAUCAGCCGUUUUAGCAGUAAGCAGUUAUAUUCAUCCCCAGGCAGAGUCAGAGACUUUACUUCCAGCUCCAACGUCUACAGAUAACGCUGGUCCCACCAGUAGUAGCAAACCAGUUUCUGACAGUCCAGGCGGUGAUCAGGCCAGUGUGUCUGAUGUAGUAUCAGAGAAUGGGGUUAAACCAAUAACACAAUCAGACAUGCAAAAAACUAUUGGAAUCGCCGUAGGUUGUACUGCUGGAGGAUUGGUUAUCAUUGGGUCUCUCGUUUUCUUUUUUUGCAGAAGAAGAAGAUCGAAAAAGCACCAACGAGAACUUGAAGAGCUCGAAGAAAAAAGACGUGAAAUUGAAACUCUUCAAAAAAUGGCUCAUGUCGAAGAAGAACCCAUGAUGGUUAAUUGGGACGAGAUUGACAAAGAACUUGGUAGGUCCUCCGCACAACCUGGAGGUAGUCAGUAUACAUACUCUCCUCAGUUUUCGGAACAGACUACAACAAUAAUAUCUGGCUCAGCAGCCGAUCAUUCAAGUCCAACUUUUCCGAAGCAAGAGAUAAAGAACCAGCGCCUUGAUAACAUUAACCAAUACAAUCAUAACGUGUCAACUGAACGACAAGCUUCUAUGGACCAAUAUAAUAAUGCUGCACCGCUUGGACGGCCUGAUGUUAUUGAAGAAGACUGUCAUGCCGUGCAAUACGUUCCACACAUCCAAAAACCUGAUGGUGUUUGAGUGAUCUCAUUUUAUGAUGAAAAACCAAGAACAUUAUACAGUUAACCCAGAUAAUCGAAUUAUCAUGUUUUAUUUUAUCACUAAUAUAUAAUACUUAC
Molecule: messenger RNA, 1989 nt
Organism: Mucor mucedo
Lineage: Eukaryota; Fungi; Mucoromycota; Mucoromycetes; Mucorales; Mucoraceae
Exons: 9
Coding region: 17-1891 (624 amino acids)
Molecular function (GO): protein binding
Source: RefSeq, a predicted model, not a curated record